This is a messenger RNA of Musa acuminata subsp. malaccensis (wild Malaysian banana), 1978 nucleotides long. RefSeq lists its product as uncharacterized. The record is from RefSeq and is a predicted model, not a curated record. Lineage: Eukaryota; Viridiplantae; Streptophyta; Magnoliopsida; Zingiberales; Musaceae.
CCCAGAUUGGGGGAAUUUAGGCGUUCUUGACGGGUUGAUCGGGGCCUGGGUUCUGUAGCCAUGUUGGGCACGAGUUUGCAAUGGGGACCUGCGCACCAGGGGGAUCGCUCCUACAUUGCCGUCAAGCCGCGGAGGAACCAUCGCCGUCAACACCAGCGGAGCCCGCAAAGGUCCCGGUGCAACCCUUCCACCGCCGCCGCUGGAGUGUCCCCUGCCGACCCUCCGGUUUCCAAGGACGGCGGCGCUGUGGCGGGGGUCGCCGAUUCCCGUGACUCGAACAACCAGGCUGGAUUGGAGGAGCCACCUUCGAAGCCCCUGUCGGUGGCCCCUCGGCCCUGUAACUUGGAUCGAUUCUUGGAGUCCACCACCCCAUCGUUUCCCGCUCAAUACUUGUCCAAGACGACGAUUAAAGGGUGGAGGACUUGCGAUGUGAAGUUCAAACCGUAUUUUGCUCUUUCAGACCUCUGGGAGUCAUUCAAGGAAUGGAGUGCUUACGGUGUCGGUGUUCCUCUUCUUCUUCAUGGCAAUGAUAGUGUCAUUCAGUACUACGUUCCCUUCUUGUCUGGGAUUCAGUUGUAUGGUCAAUCGCGCGCCCCAUCUGCCAGUUCUAGGCAGAUGAGUCAGGAAAGUGAUGGAGAUUGUCGUGAUUCUAGUAGUGAUGGAAGUGAUGAAUAUGAGUCUGAAAAGGGCCUGAACUAUUCAAGUGAGUGGAUAUCAACUGGUGGCACCAGUCUGAGGAUGAAUAAGUUGUAUGUGAGUGAGAAGCAAGCACACAGGCAAGAUGGAUCCUCUAGCGACGAUGAUAAUUUUGGAAAUUCUCAAUGUCAUCUGCUCUUUGAGUUCCUUGAACAGGAUCCUCCAUUCAUUCGUGAACCUUUAGCUGACAAGAUUUCCGAUCUUGCUAGGCACUUUCCUGCACUAAAGACACUUAGAAGUUGUGACCUGUUGCCAUCCAGUUGGCUUUCUGUUGCAUGGUACCCUAUAUACCGGAUACCAACUGGCCCAACCUUGAAGGAUCUGGAUGCUUGCUUUCUGACCUUUUAUUCUCUUUCUACAUCGGCAAAAGAUGAUGGUAUUGCUUGUCCAAGCAUUAAGCACUCGCAGGAGGUAGAUGGUGUACAUAUGAUAUCUCUUCCCCUUUUUGGGUUGGCAUCCUACAAGUUCAAAAGCACUGUAUGGACUCCUAAUGGUGGGUCUGAGUUGCAACUGGCAAACUCCCUGCUGCAAGAUGCAGACAACUGGUUGCGCCUCCACCAUGUUGAACACCCGGAUUACAAGUUUUUUGCUUCGCAUGGUGCAUACCGAAGAUGAAAUCUAGCAGUUAGUGUCUAGGUUUUCAUUGUCUAAUGUUCCCAAUAGGAUGAAACUGAUGACUGAAAGAUGGAUGGGUACACGUACACAUCUUGGAGGCCCUUCACUAUUUUAGUGGGCCCUUGCAUGAAUGUUGUUGAGAGCAUGAUUUAGGAAAGUAGGGCAGGAUAAGGAGAGCAAGGACAAAGAUUUGUCGAAAUAAAAUUAAAAAAAGACAAAUGGGAAAAAAAGAAAAUGGCAGAAAAGAUACCUCUGCUGGAGGGCUGGAGGAAGGGAAAAGAGGGGGGAAAAAAAAAAAAGGAAGGAAAGAGUAAAAUAAGAUGAUGAUGAGCUCGAUGAAUUGAAGGGGAACUGAACGCUUAAGCUGGUGAAAGAUGUGCCGUGCAGGUUGGAUCGCCCUGGGAACUAGAUCUGGUAGACGACGACAAAGGGGUAAAUGUUCUGUGUGCUUUUCGGUUCACGGAUAUUGGAGUGGACAUAGGUUUUUUUGUAUUAUGUCCUCAUAAAUCAGAAGGUCAUGCCUAAUAAUAUUCUUUGGCAUGUCCGAUGAAGCCCCUUGAUUCCAUCUAAUUCAGGCUAACUUGAUUGUAUUUUUUUGUUCUUUUUCUUGUUCUGUAUGACUGGAACUUUUUUAACCAAUAGGAACUGGGCUUAGGUAUGUUCGUGA